UCGUCAUUGGCGACACUACCUAUUUCACCGGGAGUUUAUUUUGUACACAAAUCAUGAGGUACUGCGUCAUUUGGCAUCUCAAGAUAAUAUAUCCGCUCGUCAUGCCUCGUGGACUGCUUUCCUGCAGCAGUUUACAUUCGUGCUUCGUCACCGCUCUGGAGUGUCAAACAGGGUUGUAGAAGCUUUGAGUCGGCGAGCCCUAUUGCUUUCAGAUAUGAGCGUGUCGGUUCUCAGUUUUGACACCUUACGCGAGCACUAUGCAGACGAUGCCAUUUUUGGCCCUAUUGUCCAAUGCCUCGCGCACGGCUCGUUUGAUGAUUAUGUCCUCUCGGAUGGGUUUCUUUUUCGAGAAACCCGCCUCUGUAUCCCGGAUGGAAGCUUGCGUCACAAGCUUGUGGCCGAGCUACACGGCGACGGGCAUGUGAGCCGGGAUCGCUCAGUGGAUUUGGUGAGUCGACACUACUAUUGGCCUUCCCUUCGUCGUGAUGCGGCCCGUUAUGUGGAACGAUGUCGGUUUUGUCAUGUUUCGAAGGGUGUUGUUUCGAAUGUCGGGCUUUAUCGACCCAUUCCUAUUCCUUUCCAGCCUUGGUGUGCAGUUAGUAUGGAUUUUGUCUUGGGGUUGCCACAAACUCAACGUGGCUUUGACUCUAUCUUUGUGCUUGUCGAUCGGUUCUCGAAGAUGGUGCACUUUGUGUCGUGUAAGCGCACUACGGAUGCGGUGCAUGUCGCUCAACU
This is a messenger RNA of Striga hermonthica, 735 nucleotides long. The record is from the annotation of a GenBank genome assembly. Lineage: Eukaryota; Viridiplantae; Streptophyta; Magnoliopsida; Lamiales; Orobanchaceae.